CGGAAGUCAUGGUUCACUCUGGCCGUCUUUGUGACUCCCGGUGUGUGUGCUUGUGUGUGUGUGUGUGGGAGGCAGUGGAGAACGGGAAGCAGGAACCCAAAGGGGAAGAAGAACCUAUAAUGAGACCGUUCCUGCUGCGCUCCUCGCUCGGCUGCCUGGUGACAGUUUUCGGCUCGUCUUCUGGUUCUCUAAACAAACUGGUCGCACAAGCAGCAGCCGUCUCUCACCUUUAUUAUUGCAGAAAAACGAUGCACUAUCAAACGGAGCAGAGAGGACACCCCAAUUCUCCCGACUUCCGGAUAUAUUUUAAAACAAAGGAAGGAAAUUACAUUUCACCAUUCCAUGACAUUCCCCUAACAGCAGAGAAAGAACAGGAAAAUGAUGUGCCAGCUAAAAAGGCCAAGCAGAAUGAGAGUGAGGUGCUCUAUAACAUGGUAGUGGAGGUACCGCGAUGGACGAAUGCCAAAAUGGAGAUCGCAACAAAGGAACCACUGAACCCGAUCAAACAGGAUGUAAAGAAAGGAAAGCUUCGCUAUGUCGCUAACAUAUUUCCCCAUAAAGGCUACAUUUGGAAUUAUGGGGCUCUCCCACAGACAUGGGAGGACCCGAACCACACCGACGCAGACACAAAGUGUUGUGGUGAUAAUGAUCCCAUUGAUGUCUGUGAGAUCGGCUCUCUGGUGUGCUCUCAGGGUCAAGUAAUCCAAGUGAAAGUUCUUGGCAUUUUGGCCAUGAUUGAUGAGGGAGAAACGGACUGGAAGGUCAUCGCUAUCAAUGCUGAGGAUCCGGAUGCCAAAAACCUAAUAGUGGGUCAUAUGAACAACAUAGAGGAUGUUCGCAAGAGCCGACCUGGUCAUUUAGAGGCCACUGUUGACUGGUUUAGGAAAUAGGUGCCUGAUGGAAAGCCUGAGAACCAAUUUGGGUUCGAUGGACAAUUCAAAGAACAAGGUACCGAGACCCUUCGUGACUUUGCAGUUCAGAUCAUUAAGUCCACCCAUGAGCACUGGAGGGCACUAGUGCAGAGGAAGACCAAAAGUGGAGGAAUUGAAUGUCAAAAUACCUCCUGCUGUGAUAGCCCUUUUACUUUCAGCUCAGAAGAGGCCAGAGGUUUGGUCCAAUCGGCGCCUUCAUUUGGCAGCACUCCUGUGUCUCCAGAGGUGGACAAGUGGCAUUUUGUCUGAAGGCCUGUAUUUAUCAUUGAAGCCAACAAAACUCCUUCAGCAUUGAAGCGGGUGCAUCUUUAAUGUGCUGCUGGAUUUCUGAGUAUACUUUUAAUGAGUUAGUAGAGAUCUCUACUUUGUCAUGUGUGAGACAAGACAUGAUUUUUUUUUUAUGUCGUGUUUAACGCCUUAUUGGUUUUCUGUUGAAUUCAAAUGUCGUGGUUAGCCACCAACAAACACCCUUUCUACCAAGGUGAAAAUCAUGUAAUGAGUUGCAGCACUUUUAUAGCUUAUGUCCAGGUCAAACCUUGUAUAAGACUGAAAGUUAUGCUAUUAUACUCUAAUUUUCCUUUAAGGCUGUUUUCAGUUUUGUUGUGAUCACAAACAACACAUUUUGUAAAAAGGUACAUUGUUCUGUUUGGGCAAAUAAAAAGAAACGUGGGAAAAAGACA
Notolabrus celidotus (New Zealand spotty) is the source of this 1612-nucleotide messenger RNA. It is a transcript of the gene ppa2, whose product is annotated as inorganic pyrophosphatase 2. Gene Ontology annotation, cellular component: cytoplasm. The record is from RefSeq and is a predicted model, not a curated record. Lineage: Eukaryota; Metazoa; Chordata; Actinopteri; Labriformes; Labridae. Gene Ontology annotation, molecular function: magnesium ion binding; inorganic diphosphate phosphatase activity. Gene Ontology annotation, biological process: phosphate-containing compound metabolic process.